AUGCCAUCACCAGUUCUCGCCAAGUCCCUGGAGCCCGGCGCAAAGAUCGCCUUCAUCUCCCCCUCGGCACGUCUCAACGAUGCACUCCCUGAUGUCAUGUCGCGGGCGACUUCAGUCCUCACUGAGAAGGGAUACCAAGUGCAAGCCUUCUUCAGCAAGGACACAGGCAUCCAGUCGUCCAUCAACAACCGUCUGAGGGAAAUCCGAGAGGCCUUCUCAGACCCAACCAUCUCUGCCAUUAUCACCACCAUCGGCGGCACACACUUUACCGAACUGAUCCCUGCACUCCUUGGCGAUACCGAACUGCACAGCAUCAUUCGCAACAACCCAAAGAUCGUGGUUGGCUUCUCAGAUAUCACCGGUCUGCAUUGGUUCCUGCAUGCCCUCACCGGCUUGCGCACCUUUUACGGACCUGGUGCCAUCCCUGAGCUUGGUGAGCCAAACUCAGUCGACAAUAAAGAGACACCACUUGCAUUUUGUGUGGACAACCUCUUCCGCGCCAUCGCGUCCCGCGAGCCUCUGGGCAACAUUCCAGCAGCCGCCUUCUACGCCCCCAAGGCAGCCCCAUGCUUUUCCGAUGCCGCCUCAACCAAAAAGCCCGAGCUCGUUCGGAACUCGGGCUGGACGUGGCUUCGGCCCGGCAAGGCCCAGGGUCGCCUCUUUGGCGGAUGUCUCACUGUUGCUGUGCGCUUGCAUGGCAUUCCUGCGAUUGUUCCAGAUUGGCGAGGCAGAAUCAUCUUUCUGGAAACCACCAUUGGCGAGGACGACGCCUCGGGCCCUCUUCUGCCCCGUAUACAGGCCGGGUUUGCCGAUCUGAUUGCCUACGGAGCAUUUGAGGAGGCGGCGGGACUUGUCAUUGGACGUCCCUUUGGGUAUGACACGCCGGAGCAGAGGGAGAAGUUUACGGGCGUUAUCAAGGAGCUCUUGUGUGAAGGGCGUCUUGCUGAGAGGAAGUUUCCUAUUCUUUUCAAUGUUGAUAUUGGACAUACGACGCCGAUGGUCACUCUGCCGUUUGAUACCCUGGCUGAGCUUGACUCAGAAAGCAACACUUUCCGUGUCUUGGAGUCAGCAGUCUUGUAA
Molecule: messenger RNA, 1080 nt
Organism: Fusarium keratoplasticum
Lineage: Eukaryota; Fungi; Ascomycota; Sordariomycetes; Hypocreales; Nectriaceae
Exons: 1
Coding region: 1-1080 (359 amino acids)
Source: RefSeq, a predicted model, not a curated record